This is a messenger RNA of Suillus fuscotomentosus, 1008 nucleotides long. RefSeq lists its product as uncharacterized. The transcript is spliced from 4 exons. NCBI's taxonomy places the organism in Eukaryota, Fungi, Basidiomycota, Agaricomycetes, Boletales, Suillaceae. The coding region runs from base 347 to 577 and encodes 76 amino acids. The record is from RefSeq and is a predicted model, not a curated record.
AUACAUACGUGUAAAGCUGUCCGCCUCGAGGUUAUAUGAUGCCAUAAUAAGUUUCAGGCCUUCCAUAGGCCAAUCUGCCGUACCCGCACGUGUCAUCAUUUUAAAUCCCACAUCUUGCUCGGCACAGUACACGCAAACAGAUUUUCCGUAAUCCACAAAGUUCUCAGCUUGACGAAAUGGACGAUGACGACGACGAGCACUCGGCUUCACAAGUGCACUCAUCAAAAGGUGAUCAAACAGAUUGGACAGAGGACUCGGAUGACAACUUGUAUCGAUCAAUAAUAUCCAAGACUAUGAUUCACUCCGAGCAUUCAUCAAUACCGUUUGUCCCGGUUCAUAUGUGUCCAUGACGGAAGUCAAGUUCAGCGCGCUGGAUAGCUUAACCGUGAAGCCUAUUGGCAUUUAUGGGAGCAAAGAAGAAAUACUGCGGCACUUAUUGUCUCUCGGCGUUGUCGAGAGGAGGCACAGUGCCCUGCGAUGUCCCCGCGCCAAAAAUCUUGCCGCCCGCAUCUUUGGUUCUCAACUUAUGGCCCAACCUUUGUUCUUGUUGGCUUUCCGAGAGGAGGAGGGUAAGUGAGCUUGUAUCUUUUUUUCACCUUCGUUUCUCGUACUAAUAUGCUGAGAUCUCACACUAGGUACUCUAAUACACUCCCCGCACCACUCAUCUCUCCGACCGCACAUCUCACCCGUCUGCUAUGGCCGGAUCUUCAUCCUGGGUCAGCUACAGGGAGGUGACUUAGGGACUACCUACAUGAAGAAUUUCAGUCAAUCGCUUCUUAGUGACCAACUAAUACGUCAAAAUAGCUAGCUUCUCUCGUGGCUUCCCACGGCCCUUGAAUUCGGCUAUAUCCUACACUUCUUAUGUCGAGCAGUUUCUGCGAUACUGGCUAUCAUGUAAAUUGUCCGAGUGCAUAUCAUCUCGUCGAGUUCCAAAAUAUGUAUCUGCACCAGAUGUCUCUCUUUUCGCAUCUCAAACGCGCUCGUAAUGAAGAAGUUUCCAUCUUUCAA